UGUCAUCAACGAAGAGUUUUGACACCUGUAAUACCCAUAUUUCUACCAUUCACCUCUGUAACCUUUGUUGAGUUCAUCAGACUGUCCAAGACAGGAAGUUGAGGAAUAAAGUUGACAGGACAUCCUGAACUGUCCUCGCUACCAGCUUAUGAGGGAACCAGCUGCAGUGGACAAAGUACGUUACAUCAUAGAAUAAUAGCAUUGAAUUGGAUUCUUGAACCAGAGCCAUGUGAACCUGGUCCACCUGUACCUCUCAUUGAAGACCUGUUAACAUCACCAGAGUAUGUUCAUUCUGAUACCCCUAUGGUAUGGUUACAGCAUGCAUUAUCCCUGAAUCCAUUAAAAGAGCUGCAUUGGCAACGAAACAACCCAAUGUGGUCGAUUGUAAGGAAAUAUAGCAUAUCAGCUUCCAACUUUGGUGCAGUUCUCAGUUCUAAGCAAAGGCGAUUGACAUUGUCACUGAAGAAACAGCUGAUGUCGGCUUACAAUCUGGAGUCCAUCAAGGCUGUUGCAUGGGGUAUCACUCAUGAAGAUGAUGCUUUGAGAAAGUAUGAAAAGGACUUAGAUGCAGCUGUAGAGCAGUCAGGAUAUGGUUGCAUGAAUCCGGAGUGUUGGGAGCUUCACCUGAUGGCUUAGUUGUUCGACCACCAACAUGCAGUGUAUUUUAUCAAACUCCAGAAGCCAAAGACGCCAUUCCUAAUAUUGUAGAGGUGAAGUGUCCAUAUACAGCAUCGUCUUCAACAGUAGCAGAUGAGGCACAAAAUUUGAAGGAUUUUUCAUAGGUAAAUAACAUUAAAAAUCUGUAUUGUCCAGUACUUUGAAAUUAAAAAUCUUGGUGAGUAAAUGAUUUCAAAACAUGUAUUAAUUUACAAGUGCAGCUGUUCAAUAUGGUAUGAAGAUAUUGAAAAAGGAGGGGAUAUGUACUGGUAUAACACAACUUAAGUGUUUUUUGAUUUUUUUUUUAGAUCUUAAACAAGAUACCCUGUGCCUGAAAACCAGUCACCCAUACUAUCAUCAAAUUCAAGGCCAUGCAGCUACACAUAUGUAACAAAACAUUCUGCGACUUAAUUGUGUGGACAAGAGUAGACUGCAUUGUGAUUAGAAUAGUAAAAGACAUUGAAUGGACAGCAAAUGUUCCAAAGCUGAUAGAUUUCUACAUUAACAUUUUCAUUCCAGCACUGAUGGAAAACUGAGUUCUGGUUUGAACUUCUUGACACUUAGUUUUGUACCUCUAGAAUUUUCUAACAAUGGAAAAUGGGUAAUCAUGUUAAAUGUGUUGAAUGUUCCUAAGUCUCAUAAAUGUAUGAUAUGAUAUGUCACAAUCCAUCAUAAAACUUCUGGCUUAUAAGACUAUUUUAAAUAGCAAUGAUGAUUAAUAAAAUCUAUGUACUACAUAAAAAAAGAAUAUCAAAAUUUAGAAUCAUUUUAUUAAUGAAUUGAAGAUGUUAUUCUCAAAGUGAAAAUGUAACAUUUUGGUCUUUCUUAAUAGAUAAAUUGUUGAAAACAUGAA
Saccostrea cuccullata (small rock oyster) is the source of this 1510-nucleotide messenger RNA. RefSeq lists its product as uncharacterized. The transcript is spliced from 5 exons. Bases 304 to 636 code for a protein of 110 amino acids. NCBI's taxonomy places the organism in Eukaryota, Metazoa, Mollusca, Bivalvia, Ostreida, Ostreidae. The record is from RefSeq and is a predicted model, not a curated record.